CACAAACACAGAGACAGACUCUUAACAGACAGAGACGGAGACAAAAAAUAAGAGACCAAACAGGAAUUGUCUGCGGGAUCAAAUGAAUCGAUACAUGUUCCCUUCAACAAGGGUACAGAGCGAAGGAAGUUUGAAGCAGCAUGCAGGACGAUGCCCUGGGAUACCUGGUGAUUGGAGGAGACCAAUCAAGGGACAUUCAGAGGACAGGUAGCGGGGAGGUUGCUAGCGCGGGAGGUGAAGGAGACCGGGGCGGAGACAGGAGCCUGGAGCUGAAGGAUUUUACCUGUGCAACAGACGGCGCUUUUACCAGAGAAGGUGUCGUGGAGAAAGAUGGUGACAUCGGCAAGCAAAGGAAGGAUAUCACCGGAAAAACGAAUGACAUCAGAAAUCAUGCUGAUGACACCGGGGAUUACUUCAGUGGGGAUUUCGAGAGCCAAUCAGUGCUCAGCGAGAAUCGGGACUACAUAGAGGUGGGCAAGGCUAAGGUGGACCUUAUUCCCAAACCUUUCAAGGCCCAGGUAUUUUUGAGAGAAUCGCUGAAGGUCAUAACUACUAUGAACACAGGUAACCAUGGCACUGAAAUAAAACGAGACUCUGUGAAUGAUAGAACCAAAUUCCACACUAACUCUUAUUAUGAUAACAUUAAACCCAACACAGACACUUUAGAGACUAGCACCAAAGUCAACCAUGAACAUUCUUCAGACAUGAAGAGCAAGGAAUUUCCCACUAACAGCACAAUCCCUCACAAGGACACUUUUAUUAAAUGCGCUGCCAGCCCUGACAAUGAUGACUUUAACAAAGACUUUAUGUUAAAAACAAAUACUUACAUUAACAACUCAGAUCUCACCAAGGACUUCGCAACAACCUCCUGCAGCCUCAACCACGACAGCAAGACAACCACCUGUGUUCUGUCCCGUGACACUACCACUUCUAUAUUUGAAAAUGUCAUCCCUAUUAACCAGUCAGACCCUGGGGUCGACACCGAUUUGGAUGACAGCCCGGACCUCGUGGAGGGGGGCCGAGGCGCUUUCAAACGGCCUUCACAAAACAGAUUGGUAGAAGGAAUGUGCUGCUGCUACAGAGCCGUACACAAGGCUUUCCUAAGGUGCCUGGAGGAGACGCCGGCCGUGUUGCCUGGUCUGCUGUUGGCCAUGGGCUUCUGCAUAGCCAUUGUCAUCCUCAUACCAGCUACAGGGCGGAACAUCAUCACCCACGUGGGCGCUCUCUCCGUGGUGUGCGUGGUGCUGUGCGUGAGCACCGCCCUGCUGGUGGCCCUGCCCUGGCUGCCCGUGAUGAGGCGCUGCGGGGGGGCGCUGUCCCUCUUCGUCUGGGGGAUGUUAUACAUCACGGCCGUGGUCUUCAUCUUCACGGGGGGGGCCAUCACCCCGUGGGAACAGGUGGCGUUCUUCCUCUUCCUGUCUCUUGGGGUGUACACUGUGCUGCCCCUGUCUUUAGCCUGGGCUCUGAUUGUGGGCAUCGGGACCAGCGCGUCACACGUAAUAAUAAUCAGCGUCUACGUCCCUGUCACCAGCCCUGACACACCAUACCUGGCUGUCCAGCUGGUGGCCAACGCUGUGUUGUUUGUGUGUGUGAACUGUGUGGGCCUGUUUCACCUGUGGUCGACUGAACAUGCCCGAAGGAAAUCCAGUAAGAAGAAAGAGGAGUUCAGCACAGUUCGCUCCCAGAAAGACGUACAGAAACAUCAACAGGAGAACCUCCUCCUCUCCUUGUUGCCACGCUACAUUGCCAAAGAGCUGAAGAAUGAGAUCAUUAAGCGACUGUCUGAGAAACAAGAGAAAGGACAGAAUUUCCACAGUCUUUAUAUCCGGCAGCACAAAGAUGUCAGUAUUUUAUAUGCUGAUAUCGUGGGGUUUACACAGCUGGCUAGUUCCUGUUCUCCUGAGGAGCUUGUGGCAGUCCUCAACAAGCUCUUUGGCAGGUUCGAUGACAUUGCUAAGAAGAACGAGUGUUUGCGUAUAAAGAUCCUAGGGGACUGUUACUACUGUGUUUCCGGUCUGCCAGACCCCAUCCCAACCCACGCCAACAACUGUGUUCAGAUGGGUCUCGACAUGUGCACCGCUAUCAACAAACUACGGGAGGCCACAGGUGUGGAGAUUAGCAUGAGGGUGGGUGUGCACUCCGGCAAUGUUCUCUGUGGCGUGAUAGGUCUACAGAAGUGGCAAUAUGACGUCUGGUCACAUGACGUGACCUUGGCCAAUCAUAUGGAGUCUGGGGGUUUGCCAGGCCGUGUUCACAUCACAGAGGAGACCCUGGGAAACUUAGAUGGAGCGUACCAAGUGGAAGACACUGAUGGAGGGAGCAGGGACUCCAUGCUAAUUGGGAGGAAAACAUAUCUGGUUAUCGACCCCCAUAAGGAACACACAACUACCAAAAAGAAGACAAACAACCUGCCGGUCCAAUUUCGUAAGCAGCGAGCCUCAGUGAGGAUGUCCCAGUACCUGCAGUCCUGGCAGACCAUUUGCCCCUUCUCUGACCUCAGAAACCUUGAGACCACCCCCAACAAUAUGCCGAUCUUCCCGAUACCUGCCAGAACUAACCAAUCGCAGCCAUUUGCAGAUGCUCUGCCUACACACGUCAAUAUCCACAGUGGUGGUCAGGUCCUGGAGGACACCCUUAGUGGGUCCUUAGAUACCAUCAGCUCUGUGGGGCGCAGGGCAAAGAAGCUGAACUGUCUGACACUGUUAUUCAAUGACCUGAACCUGGAGAAACAGUUUCAUCUCUCAGAGGUCAAAGGUCUUCACCGAUCUGUAGGCUGCCUGGUUCUCAUCUUCGUGUGUCUGUUUACAGUCCAAAUGCUUGUCUCCAAUAGAAACUUUGCCAUGGCUGUGUCGUACGGAAUCACCUUUCCUGUUCUGGUGCUGCUUCUCACUGUGUUCUGCACCAGUUUCCUCAAGAAAUUGCGCACCAAAAUGCCUCUUAGUGUACAGUGGGUGUCAUCGCUGCCGCAGAAAGUGGCCACCAGGGCGGCGCUACGUCUAAUAUUGGUCUGCCUCUUACUGCUCAUCACCCUGCUAAUGGCCAUACUGAACUUUUUUUUUUUACCUGGAAACAACUGUACUUCCAUAAACAGAACAGAACUACAGAACCUCAACCUGUACACCGUCCCUUAUUACCUGUACUGCUGUCUCCUGGCUAUGUUAGGUGUGGUGGUAUUUGUGACGACGUGUCUGUCAGCCAAGGUGGUGCUCCUCACCCUGGCUGUAGUCGUCUACCUCGCCCUCUUCCUCUACGUCUACGCUCCUCGCUCCGACUGCUACAUGGCGCUGCUCUACAAUGACACCAAGCCUGGAGUCCUAAAGGAGCCUAAGAUCAUGGCUGGAGUUUGGCUGUUUAUCUUCUAUUUUACUUGCCUCGUUAUGGCACGACAGGACGAGUUAGGCUGUCGUGUGGAGUUCCUGCUAGAGCAGUGCUUUAAAAAAGAAAGGGAUGAGAUGGAGACCAUGGAGAACGUCAACAAACUACUGCUGCAGAACGUCCUGCCUCUUCAUGUAGCAUCAGAAUUCAUGGGCAAGUCCAUGCACAAUCAGGACCUCUACAGCCAGUCGUGUGAAUUGGUGUGUGUUAUGUUCGCCUCAGUGCCUCAGUUUAAGGAGUUCUACAACGAGAGCAGCAUGAACCAUGACGGACUGGAAUGUCUGCGUUUUCUCAAUGAGAUCAUCUCAGACUUCGACGAGCUUCUCUCUAAGCCAAAGUUCUCUUCUGUGGAGAAGAUUAAGACCAUUGGCAGUACCUACAUGGCCGCUGCUGGGCUGACCAAUCCUGCUCUGGGGGAGGAGCGAAAGGAAGGUGAUGCAUCCUACCACCAUAUACGCAGCAUGGUGGAGUUUGCCAUCGCUUUAAAGAACAACCUGGAGGCCAUCAACCAACACUCCUUCAAUAGCUUCAAGCUGCGCAUUGGGAUAAACCAUGGUCCCGUGAUUGCAGGGGUGAUUGGAGCCCAGAAGCCACAGUAUGAUAUCUGGGGGAACUCUGUUAACGUAGCCAGUAGAAUGGACAGCACCGGAGUAUUGGAUAAGAUCCAGGUGACCGAGGAGACGGCUCUAGUGGUGGAGACAUUAGGCUUUAGUGUCACCAAGAGAGGAGUCAUCACCGUCAAGGGCAAGGGGGAACUGACCACCUACUUCAUCAACACCGACUGACCAAUCAGCUGCUCAGUUCUGACUCCCCCAACCAACCAUCAAUGCUCAUCUAGGCACGUCGAAGACUUAUCACACCCAGUAAUGACACAGAUAGGACAAGGACCUAGAUUGUUCACCAGAUGAAAGAAUCUGAAGGGUUUCCAGUCUCUGCAAAAUUUGGUGAUAAGAGGAAACACAGUGACUGGGCGUGGAAAAACACACAGCAAGAUAUGACUGGGCAGAUGAUCUGCCAGUUUUCUCAUCAUUGAACAUUGCAAUCUCAAUAGUUUUCUGUUUCCAAAGUUAUAAUCUUCAAAUCUUUGCUAAUGCAUGUAACUGGAGCACUGCAUUAGGAGAAAGGAGUUGUUGUCUUUUGGAACAAGAUGUUAAGUCACAUACCGAAUGUACAAAAAAACCCUGAUAUAUUUGGUUGACAAGCAAUGUUUUUAAUUACUUUCUAUCUAUGAAGUUCUGUAUCUAUCUAUAUGUGUGGGAUUUUUGAUAAAAGCAAUAUUUGUUGCUUGGCAGGGUUCUGGGUUAAAUAUACUGGGACAACCAGUAUGAAAAGAUAUCUAUCCAUAUAAAUGUAUGCAUUUACCUCCUCUGGGUAAGAGUGCGACCAGAAUGUAAAUAAGCUUGGAAUAGUAACCGCUUCUCACUUAUAACAGUGAGACAUAGGAGGUCUAAGGCAAGCAAUGAAACUGAAUGGGCCUUAUUAAGGAAUUGUGUAGUUAAGACAAUACUGAGUCAUUUUCAUAGUCCACUAAAAGGGAUUUUAAAAACAAUUGGUGCUGCAUGUAAUAAACUAUAAAUGGGCUAUUAUUCCAAGGAUGACAAAGCUAGUUGACACAAUGCCAAAGGCACGGAUGUGCUCACACAUUUGAAUAAGUGAAAUAGCUUCCAAAUGAAUGGGUUAUUUUUGUGUUUUUUUGAAUUUAUGUAUUACUAUAUUGUUUUGUAUAUGUUAUGAAGUUCACAUGAAAAUUAAGCUCACAUUAGCAUGGUUGUGCUUUUUUAAUUACCAAAUUGUCCUAAAACUGUAAGAGUGAUAUGUUUUGAAGCACUGGACAUUUGAAUGUAUAAAUCUAUUAUCUGAACAUUUGAAUGUAGAAAUAUGUUAUAUAUUUUUUUAUUCAGCCACAUGACAGGAAAGUAAAGCAAAUACAUUUUAUUUCAUUAUUAAAAGCUUUUUUU
Messenger RNA from Esox lucius (northern pike), 5333 nucleotides. RefSeq names its product adenylate cyclase type 4. Gene Ontology annotation, cellular component: plasma membrane. The record is from RefSeq and is a predicted model, not a curated record. Gene Ontology annotation, molecular function: adenylate cyclase activity. The coding region runs from base 141 to 4160 and encodes 1339 amino acids. The transcript is spliced from 28 exons. Gene Ontology annotation, biological process: intracellular signal transduction; adenylate cyclase-activating G protein-coupled receptor signaling pathway; adenylate cyclase-inhibiting G protein-coupled receptor signaling pathway. Lineage: Eukaryota; Metazoa; Chordata; Actinopteri; Esociformes; Esocidae.